AUGGUCAGGCUGGGUGAGAAAGGGUCCAAGGAGCGAGAACCCGGCUGCCCUUGCCUGGUGAGCCGAGAGCUGACGUCCACCCUGUGGGCAGCCCCUCUCUCCACGUCCCGAGAGACUCGAUCUGCAGACCCCAGGAAGUCCCCCACCCCUGCCCCAGUGGAGACCUCCAGGCUGUCUCAGUCCCCAGGCAACCCUACCCCAACCCCAGCCCAGCUCAACCUCUCUCCCAGCCCCUGUGUCACCACCAAGCCCAAUGUCACCAACCCAGCCCAGCCCAGGCUGACCCUGACCCCGAUCCAAGCUCCAGGACUGGCCACGGGGGAGGACAACAAUGAGUUUUUCAUCGACUUCCUGCAAAUGCUGCUGGUGGGAUCUGCAGAGGAGCUCUGUGAGGGGCCCCUGGGCAAGUACGACAUCAGUACAGAUGCCAAGGCAGCGGUAACCAAGCUCAAGUCCUGCACAGAUGGCCUGCAGCCCAUGCACAAGGCGGAGCUGGUCAAGCUGCUGGUACCGUGGCCAGGGGGGCACCCCACUCCCUAAAGGCCUGCAGCCCUAGCAGGACCCACAGUCCUACUCCUCAGGCCCUCCACCAAAUGCCAUAGCCCCUCAUCACCCACCCAGUGCAGCAACCCCGUACCCCAGCACCCCACAGACACCCUGACCUGCCUCAGCCAGCAGGGGUGGACAUCCCAGACCUCAUUGCCUGCAGAGCAGC
Messenger RNA from Orcinus orca (killer whale), 715 nucleotides. It is a transcript of the gene SCGB1C1, whose product is annotated as secretoglobin family 1C member 1. Bases 1 to 540 code for a protein of 179 amino acids. The transcript is spliced from 5 exons. Lineage: Eukaryota; Metazoa; Chordata; Mammalia; Artiodactyla; Delphinidae. The record is from RefSeq and is a predicted model, not a curated record.